Messenger RNA from Lutra lutra (Eurasian river otter), 4883 nucleotides. It is a transcript of the gene SHISA9, whose product is annotated as shisa family member 9. The transcript is spliced from 5 exons. Gene Ontology annotation, cellular component: postsynaptic membrane; postsynaptic density; dendritic spine membrane. NCBI's taxonomy places the organism in Eukaryota, Metazoa, Chordata, Mammalia, Carnivora, Mustelidae. The coding region runs from base 53 to 1327 and encodes 424 amino acids. The record is from RefSeq and is a predicted model, not a curated record. Gene Ontology annotation, biological process: regulation of short-term neuronal synaptic plasticity; regulation of AMPA receptor activity.
CUGCAGCGGCUCCAGCGGCGGCCGAGCGGCCGAGCCCGGGCUGGGAGACACGAUGCGCCGCGUCCUCCGGCUGCUCCUCGGCUGCUUCCUCACCGAGCUGUGCGCCCGCGUGUGCCGGGCGCAGGAGCGAGCGGGGCACGGGCAGCUGGCGCAGCUGGGCGGCGUGGUAGUGCUGGCGGGGGGCAACCGCUCCGGGGGCGCCUCCGGAGAGGCCGGCGAAGGCGCGGGGGUCUCGGACGCGCCCCCUACCCGGGCGCCCACGCCGGACUUCUGCAGGGGCUACUUCGAUGUCAUGGGCCAGUGGGACCCGCCGUUCAACUGCAGCUCGGGCGACUUCAUCUUCUGCUGCGGGACUUGUGGCUUCCGGUUCUGCUGCACGUUUAAGAAGCGGCGAUUAAACCAGAGCACCUGCACCAACUACGACACUCCGCUCUGGCUCAACACCGGCAAGCCCCCCGCGCGCAAGGACGACCCCCUGCACGACCCCACCAAGGACAAGACCAACCUGAUCGUUUACAUCAUCUGCGGGGUGGUGGCCGUCAUGGUGCUCGUAGGCAUCUUCACCAAGCUGGGGCUGGAGAAAGCGCACCGGCCCCAAAGGGAGCACAUGUCCAGAGCCCUUGCAGAUGUCAUGCGGCCCCAGGGCCACUGCAACACUGACCCCAUGGAGAGGGACCUCAACAUUGUGGUUCAUGUCCAGCAUUAUGAAAACAUGGAUACCAGAACCCCCAUAAAUAAUCUUCACACGACCCAGAUGAACAACGCAGUGCCCACCUCGCCUUUGCUCCAGCAGAUGGGCCAUCCCCAUUCGUACCCCAGCCUGGGCCAGAUCUCCAACCCCUACGAGCAGCAGCCACCGGGCAAAGAGCUCAACAAGUACGCCUCCUUGAAGGCAGUCGGAAGUUCUGAUGGUGACUGGGCAGUGGCGACACUUAAGUCACCAAAAGCCGACAAGGUCAAUGAUGACUUCUCCUCCAAGCGACGGCACCUGGCCGAGCUGGCCGCCAAGGGGAACCUCCCUCUGCACCCCGUAAGAGUAGACGAUGAGCCACGGGCCUUCAGCCCUGAGCACGGCCCUGCCAAGCAGAAUGGACAGAAGUCCCGCACCAACAAGAUGCCCCCACAUCCCCUGGCCUACAACUCCACCACCAACUUCAAGGGCUGGGACCCCAACGAGCAUUCCCUCCGGAGGCAGGCUUACGGUAACAAGGGCAAGCUUGGCGCCGCCGAUUCGGGCUCCAGCGACCCCUUGGGGACUCGCACCCAGCACUACCCACCCCCACAGCCAUACUUCAUCACCAACAGCAAAACAGAAGUGACUGUCUGAGCUUUCACUACAGGGAGCAUCCUGGAGACCAUACUCAACUGAGAGAGGCAAAAAAUACCCCCGGCCUACACCCUCCCUGUCCCUCCCCGACCCGCUCCCCCACACCCCGACUCCCCACACCAACCAACGACAAACCUGCUGGUGACAUGAAAUCACGCUUUUCUUGGGUCAUGCCUAACACGUGUCAGCGUGCAGCUGAGCAAGAUGGAAGCAGGGGUGUUCAGCAAUACAGCAAAGGGGAAACUGAGGCACGGCUCUUUCGACUUCAGGCCCGAGGUGGCCAACUCACAUGCGCACGUUGUGGGACUAAUUUUUUUUUCUUUUCCUCCUGACUUAAAACUGAAAUCCAUGACAAAAAAAAAAAAUUGAAAGUAGCACAACUUAGAGAAAUUGCCCAUUUGAGCACAUCCGCCAUUUACCAUGUGCUGUCUGUUCCGGGAUGAAAGAGCUAGGUUGGGGCAGGGGGAGCCCGAGAGUGGACAUGAGAGGAGAGUGUGUUUAAGAGGAGGACUCACUGGGGAGGAAGCCGUGUGCAUCAUAAGUGUUUUCUAAUCCCAAGAAGUAGUGACAUGGACACACAGUUUUGACAAGCGUGAGACAGUAACUGGACCCCAACCGUUCUAUUUAUAGUACUUUUCAUAUCGUCCAUGUUGGAAGCAAAAAAAAAAAAAAAAAACACACACACACACACACACUCAAACUCACAAAAAAUAAAUAGAACCCACCGACAGUGAUGCGAAAGAAAGAGCAUUUUAGAGAAGUCCCGUAAAGACCAUGACCACGGACAUGGGAAGGAUAGUAGGCUUUUCCGGGCGGGGAGAGAGGGUCCAGAGAGUGUGAAAUAACUUUUUUUUUUUUCUUUAAAAAAAAAAAAAGAUAAAUGAUCACAAGCCCACUACAAAACAGACAAAAACAGCAAAUCAGUUUUUGUCUAGAAUCCUCGAGACUUAGGAAAUGAACAAUGGCAUCAGAACAACAACAGCAAAUUCACGGUUGUAAAGUCAACAAGAGGUGAGAAGGGGACCCCGCGUUUCCCACCUUGCCUCUGAGACAAGAAACAGACACUGAAACCAGUCCUCUCUUACCCGUCUCUCCCCAACCCCCCCUCAGCCCGUUGCCGCCGCCGCUGCCGAAUUUCAACUGCUUUGGACUGAAAAUGUCAUACGCGUGGGUGGUGCCUUCAAUGUGUUACUGUUUGAUGACAGUCUUGUUUCCCAAGUGCAACCUGUGUUCUUAGCCCCCCUCCCGCCUGUUUCCUGCAGUAAUAGAUGUCUCCUCCCCCCACCCCUUUGUUGGUGAGCCCGCGCAUCACACAUUCUGAGGGGGCUGCUACCAUGUCAGGGGAACCGAAAGACGAAGAACUCCCUGCCUCCCACCCUGUCACCCCCGGUCCUACUGUCAUCCGGCGCCCCAAACCUCUCAAGCAUUUCUGGGGCUCGUCAUUCCCACGGCCCUCCAAGCCAGCCACCUCCCCAGAUAUUUCCACGGAUUCCUCUCCCAGCCAGAAUCCCCUGAGGUGGUUUUCAGAUUCGUUCUCACAGCCCAUGGCCCUUGGGCAUCCCGACGAAGACCUUUUCCCUGACGCUUCUAUUUGUUCCAUGGAAGCCCAACAAGGAGAGUAAGAGAGAGAGGAGAUUUUGAUUUCAGGUGAGAAGUUUUCGACCAGUCCCUAAUGGCCUUCGCCAGUGGACUGGGACCCUCUUCUGGUGUCAGAAGCUGCACGUGGUGGCCCAAGAAGAUCUAGAGGGUUCCCCGGGAUGCCCAAGGGAGGCGUUCUGCCUCACCGGACUCACCUCCACCAUUAUGGAAGCCAGGAAAUCAGGGGCUUAUUCUCCUUUUCAUUCCCGGCCCCUCUGGGGACAUUGACAAUGCAUGUUAUCUCUCCGGGUCUCAGUCUCCCAUCUGAAACGUAUGGAAAUGGGGCCAGAUCAAGCAAAACUUCUGCCCAUUUCUUAAAGCGCCACCAUGCACAGAAGCCACUACUAGAAGAUCCUCAUUUAUAAAGUGGUUCUACGCUGGACAAAGCAGGGUUGGUGGGGGGAGAGGGGACAGAGUGCCCACUUUCUCAGCCUCUUUGCUGGGAUCCCAGCACUCCCCAGAGUGGGGUAAACACUGCCCCGUUGGUCAGUGUUUCGGUGAAAUGAGUUACCCCCGUACUGAAACCUGCUUUGGCCGUCUCUCUGGAUCACCAUGGAAGCAUUUGUAGCUAAAUUGAUUCACUCCUAAUACUUUGAACUUUUAAAAGGAAAACUUGAUUUCGCCAUUACAAAUAGAAAAGCGGUAUCAAUCACCCUAAAUAGAAAGUAAGUGUAAAGAUAAGGGUGAAGGUAACAAAGGAGUAGUUGUUAAGUUCUAGCUAGCUACUGUUGCUUGUGGAAGGGUCUGAACUUAGAGCCUGGCGUUUGCUGGAUCGUGCUUGGUCUCGCUGUCUCUCCCCCCCUCUUCCAUUCCAUCAUUCCUCUCUCUCCCUUUUUCUUUAUUAAAAUGAUUAGCAGAUGUUAAGAGCUGUUAAAGACAUACCAGCACCCAGAGGAGACUUAGCACUCCAAGGGACUCCAUCGGACUGACAAAACGAGAAGGAACCCACUCCCCUCCGUGACUCGGUGUCAACCAGUGCUAUAUCCUCGUGCUACUACAAAUCAUUUUUGCAUUUGCUAGUGAUGCACAGCGCCUAUUUCAGGAAAUACUGGGUCUGCUUCUCUGUGAGGUUCCCUCCAGCUCCAAAGGUUUGUGAGUCUCAUUCCCCUUUUAGCUCAUCUUGCCUCUCGUCCCCAACUCAUUUCAUCUGACCUUUCUCCCCGUGCUGAUGACGGACCUUUCUUGGUCUCUGAAUCUACCGAAAUUUUUUGUCCCCUCCGUGAUCCUUCUCUUCUGAGUCAGUUUCAUCUGGUGAGUUUUGUUAGUUGACGGGGUUUGGGCAGGACGGUCGCAGUGCGGUCAGUAAGAUGCGGCAGGAUGAUGGACAAGAACGUUCCUUCUCUGUCUCGCUACCUUCCAGUUGGCUUUGAGAACUGGGACCAGGACAGUAGGGGUUGGACAGGGAGGGUGGAUGGAACUCAGGGUACUGACGAAUCUGUGGCCGCCAUGUAUCGACAAGAAUCCUGUGGCUACAGUGGGGAGCUUAGAAGAGAGAAACCCGAAUAAAGAGGCUGUCCCUCCCUCUCCCAGAACCUGAUACUAGCCUCUACUUCCUGCCUUCAGCUAUCCCUGACUUCCAACCCAAUGGGACCAGAGUCUGACUUCCCUUCGCCCUCCCAGAGCAUCUCAGCCUCCAUCCACCUUGGGCUCUGCCUGGCACCCCCAUCUCACUUCCCCCCCCCACCCAGUUUUCCGUGUAAAUGGAGCAUAUUUUAUGUGCAAAUAUUUUAGUAACCGUAUGUUCUGCAAGUAAACCUGUGUUAAUACUUGUCAACAGCUGCAGAGUUUAUGAUACCAAUAAUACUUCCUACAAUGAAGAAAAAAAAAAGACAUUUGUUUGUUUUCUAAAAAUGUUUAUUUGUAAACAUGUAUUCACUAUAUUAAUAUGAAUUUCUUACCUGGCAAUAAAACUGAUUAU